Messenger RNA from Linum tenue, 1948 nucleotides. NCBI's taxonomy places the organism in Eukaryota, Viridiplantae, Streptophyta, Magnoliopsida, Malpighiales, Linaceae. The record is from the annotation of a GenBank genome assembly.
GAGAAAACCCUACCAAAGUCGAGAAUAGGAAGGCAAACAUCAUCAUAAUUAUCAGUACUUCCACACUACACACAAACACAAACACAGAAACGGCACAUAGACCGUGGAAUCGCAGGGGAAAGAAACCAAGCUGGCGUGACUGAGUCUGAGUGGGAGUGGCCAACUGUUGUAUAUCGUCUCCUUCCUUCCGCCUUUCCCAAACCUUUCCCCUUCUUAAAUCUAAUCUUUCCCAAACCAAACCAAACCAAACAUCAUAAUCCAGCUAAAGCUAGCAAGCAAAAAAAAAAAAAAGCAAAGCUCGGAAAAUGAUGGAAGACGACCAGUACUACUUCUUCUACCCCAACUCCACCACCACCACAAACCAGAUUCACACCGCUACCAAGCAGCAGCUUCACAGCGACAUGCUCACCACCAUCAUCCACCACCAACAACAACAACAAGAUCACCACCCGCUAUUCCAGUACUCGCCACCUCCCUCUUCUCCUCUCCUCCUUCCCCUUCCUAAUUACUACCACCACGCCGACAUGGGAUCUGGUGGCGGCGGCGACAGCAACACCAUGAUGAACAACAUAGUUGACUUUACCAGCAGCUUCCUCCUUCACCACCACCACCCGAAUCACCCUCCUCCAACUCAUGAUUCCACCACCGCGGUCUCAGAAACCCCUCAUCCUCCUCCUCCUCCCCAACAGAUGGAGAAGCCCAAGAACAACAAGUCGAAGAAGGCCGCGGCAGUUAACAACAGGAAGAGGUGCUGGAGAAGGGACAGGCACAGCAAGAUCGAGACCGCCCAGGGCCCGCGAGACCGACGGAUGAGGCUCUCCCUCAAGGUGGCCCGACCCUUCUUCGGCCUCCAGGACAAGCUCGGGUUCGACAAGCCUAGCAAGACCGUCGAGUGGCUGCUCAACCACUCCCGCCUCCACAUCGACCACCUCUUCUCCUCCUCCUCCUCCUCCACCACACAACAACAAGCCGCCGAGAUGGCCAUGAAAAUGAACUGCAUGACCUCCUCCAUCACCAAUUGCACCACCACCACCACGACUCCAGCAGCCGCGGCAGCAGGCCUGGUAGAAGAGGGACUGGAUAGCAGCAGCGUUGUUACGGAAGAUCAUCACCGGAACGAUGACAAGGAGACGACGACGAGGAGGAGGAGAUGCAGGAAGGAGGGCUCGAGUCCGCGGAAGGCUACGAAGAUGAUGAUGAUGAAGAAGAAGAAGGUGAAGAAGGGAAUCUCAUCGGUGGUGAGGAAGAGGGCUGCCGAUGGUGAUGUUGGGAUGAUGGCGACGAGGAGGGAGGCGAGGGAGAAGGCGAGGGAAAGAGCGAGGCAACGUACCAAAGACAAAUUGCUCAUCCUCUCCAUCUGCAGAUCUACUAUUAAUACUACUACCAUGGCAAAAACUACUAGCUCCCCAUUUCAUCGCCAAGAUCACGACCAGCUGCAGCAGCAAGAGCCGCAGCCGGAAUUUCAGUCGUUCCACGGGCAAUGGGAUGCGGGGGCAGCUUACAAUUACCACCUCCACCACCAACAGCUUCCACCAAGCUAGUUUGAUUUAGUGAGUGAGUGGAUAUAUAUAUAUGGUUGGAAAAACUGCAUGGGAUCAAAGAUUGAUCAUCAUCAUAACUGCAUAUAUGUUUCCUGGUGAAAUUCCUUUCCCUUAAAUUACUUCCAUGUAUCCAUCUGAUCUAUCUGUAUCAAUAAUCUACUUCAGUCGAUGUGUGUUGCUGGCUUUUUCUGAUGUUCAUCCCUCUCCUUAUCUACUUACUACUUUUGUUUUCUUUCCUCUUAGCUACUUCUCCAUUAUAUGUAGACGUGUCUUACUCUUUUCUUUGCCCUUCUUCUCUUCUUGGUCCCCGCCUAGCCCUUUCCAAGGACAUUUGGUAUUUGGUUUUGUUAUGUAAAAGGAAAGCUUGAGUACUGUUUUUUUGGAGGAUAUUUAUAUGAUGAUUAAUU